Messenger RNA from Girardinichthys multiradiatus, 5203 nucleotides. Its product is annotated as coiled-coil domain-containing protein 9B. NCBI's taxonomy places the organism in Eukaryota, Metazoa, Chordata, Actinopteri, Cyprinodontiformes, Goodeidae. The record is from RefSeq and is a predicted model, not a curated record.
GAGAGUCAAAGAGAGAGAGAGGGAGGACAAGCGGGUGGGUGCUGUAAAAUCCGUUAACGGGGGAGCUCUGUGCAUUUGUUAGACAUCUUGGCUGCCUGCCCAACUUGGCUCAUUGUAAUCAAGGCAUGAUUGUGGACAAGAGGCAGCCCUCUCUGCUGCCUCGGCUGCCCAGCUCCUGGACCCAGCCCGGCUCUCACCGCUGACAUGGAAAGACCUACCACCAGUAACAUGAUGCCUAAAAGGGAUAAUGAAAGAGAUCUGGAGCUGGACAAGAAGAUCGAAGCUCUCCGCAGGAAGAACGAGGCACUCAUGAAGAGGUACAAGGAGGUGGAAGAGGACAGGAAAAUGGCAGAAGAGGAAGGGAUGGCACUGCAGAGCCGAAAAGGCAAAGCUGAUGACCUUACCAUCACGAUCAGCAAGUCCACAGACGAGAGUCGCGUGGUGGUAACAAAGCCGUUCGGCAGUGGGUCUCCAACUGGGACCGGACAGCAGGACGGUGGGGCCGACAGGGUGGGAGAAGGCUCCUCUCAGGGGGCUGGGAGAGGCACCAGGAAGCAGCUGACGGUCACAAUGGCUGGCAAAAAGGGUAAAAGGCUGGUGAGUGAGAGGCCAGAGAAGCGCCCGGGCCCCACAGAUGUCAAGAGCCCCUCGGAUGAAGGACAGGCGAGGCGAGUGGAGUCAGCUGGGAGAGGACAGCAGCCAUCUAAGACGACUAAGCGAGAAUCAUCACCAGCAGUAGCAGCAAAGGAGGAGAUUAAACAGGGGCCGAUGAACGCUGAGGAACGCCACAAGGCUACAGAGCAAUGGCAGGAGCCUGAGAACCCACAGGCUAGCACAGACCUCAACAUCCCAACAUCAAGAGAGGAGCAGGAGGAGUAUCUGCGGUGGAAGAAGGAGCGCGAGGUGAUCGACAGGGAGCGGGUGGCUCGCCAUAAAAAUGCCAAGGGCCAGUGGAGACGGGCGUGGGACAUGGACAAAACUGAAAACAUGUUUUCAGACAAAUCUCUUUCUGAUAGAGACUGGGGGACUUCGACAAGAGGAGGACGAAUUGCAAGAAGAGGUCAACAGAAAGGUCAUGACAAGCGAGGCAAAGACAAGGCAGCUAAAAAUGUGCUUGUGAUGAGCAGCAAAGCAAAAGGCAAAGACCGACUAACUGGGAGGGCCAGGAGAUGGCAGGAUAACGAUGGAGAGAAUCCACAGACUACUGACACAACACUGGAGGAAUUCCUUGAAGAACUUGAUGCCCUAACAGAUGCUAACGGAGGGAAUCUGAAAGAUCUAAACUCUAAAGCAAAGCCAGAUCCCUCGAGUGUACCUGAAUCACAAAACAUGUGUGAUUCUGAUAGCCUGAAUGAGGAUACCGUCACUCAGAUGAAAGCAGAAACCUCAUCCCCUCAAGGACUAGAGAAGAAAGUACGUUUCUCAGAGGAACUCAUCCAGAGGGCUCCAGCUAAGCAAACUACAACCGCCUUACAGUCUGCAACUCCAGAAUCCAAAGGCUCUUUGAAAGCCUCCUCAACAAAAUACAAUAAGGUGCAGAGGUCACAGCUGCCUUGUGUAAGUGCAGAGCAGGAUGAUAGUAGUUCCCAGAAUAAAGGAGGGGGUCCUCCUGCUCCUCCUGUUACCCAGCAGCAGGCAUCUAACACUGAACAUUUUAAAAAAGAUACCAGCAUCCCUGCAGUUUCCAGCUCGACUCCUGCUGAAAAAAACAGCAUGUCUCCACACGAGAGCCCUGUCCACCUUGUAGAGGUGUCCAAGUGCAACAGCAGCGGUACAAACACAGAAGAACUGAUAGACUCCACUCUGUCUGUCCUGAGAAGAGAACCAGGAGAGUCACCAGCACACCCCACCAGCAAUGACAAGGCAAGAGAGCACGGGAAGGUUGUUUGACAUUUUCGGAACGUAAAUCCUGAAACCAAAAUGCUGCGUUUGGAUGCUUUUUGCUGUGACGGCCUCCAGGCUUAUAAUACCAACAUUUCAUUUUGCAGCGGCGCGAACCACCUGUUGAAUCUAAUUUCUGACAUCCGACUGGGAAGUGUUAUUGAGCAUUUCAAAUAUUUUUACAUCGAAGCACUUUAUAAGUAUACAGGACUGUUUACUGAGACAUUCUUCAGUUUGUUUGUUAGCUGCUCGAGUGCAAUAUCACUGAAUGUUUACAUUUGUAUGAAGUGUUAAAGGUACAUAUCUGGAGGCUAGCCAAUCAGUUUAAUGUAAACAAAGUCCCAGUCAAAUACUAGUGCCUAAUUUUGCCUCAGAGGUAUUUUGAGUAAAAUGAAGAUCAUUUAUUCACACACAAAGCAGAGUCUUAAGUUCCACAUUAAAUAACUGUCUGAUUGGAUGUUAUUUGUCAGCUCCUUUCAGAAAAAAAAUCAGCAACUCUGUAAACUGCAUCUACAAAGUGACAUGGUUUUACAGUUUUCAGAAAAUUUCUACUGACAAGAUAAUUUGCUUCAGUAAGGAAAAUUAAAAUGGGAUUUGCUUGUUAGCAUAGUUCAAAUGUUGAAAACACAAUGUUUAAUUUUGGUUUCAUUUGAGGUAAUUUGGGAUUUCUAGCCUAGGGCAAUUCACUCACUUUACCAACAUGGCAGCUUAAAGGAAUAACUAAGAUUUUAAAAUGAGGUCCCAGUAAAAGGUUAUAAACAGUUAUUGUUAGUUCAUCUGCAGCAGGUAACUUACCUGUCCUCUUCAUUUAGUAUAAAUCAAGAUUAGUUGGUCCUGGAGACUGAAGGUAACACAUAGUUCGAGAGGUAGCCAGUGGUGGCUUUUAAUAUGCGUUUUAAUGGGCAGAUGCCCAGGGCGGGUUUUGCAAAACUACAACUAAUAUGUUGAAUGCAUUCAUGCAUGUGCUGUCAAAUGACAUUGGCUCCCCUUGUUUGCUGUUGAGAAAAGGAAGACUAAUCCCACCCAGAAUAAAGAAGAUUUUCUGCAUUUUGAUUGGUCCAGGGGCUGCAGAAGGGGAUGUCCACCAGGGCGUCAUUCAUGUGGCAAAUGCCACAGAGAGGGGCAACGACCAAAGCCUGUUUCAAGUGUCCUAAAAUACAUCCAGAAUCACAAAUGUCAUAGUGGUUAAUGUCAGCACAAUUUUAUGAACCUUGAAAAUUUCAACACGAUGGGUAUGGCACGUGGCGUAGCGGUAGAGCGCACGACCCAUUUACGGAGGCUUCAGUCCUCAACGCAGCUGUCCCUGGUUCGAGUCCCGACCUUGGCAACCUGUGCUGCAUGUCUUCUCCUCUCUUUACUCCAUUUCCUGUAUGCCCACUUUCGGGAUAACUAAAAAUAAAGGCCAAUAGUGCCGGGAAAAAAAAAAGAUCUCAACACAUUUGUUGAGCUGUUUUUUUACACAAAAGCUGAGUGAUUAUUUAUAUGUAAAAUGAGGGUAGGAGGUGGUGCAACACCAAUGACCUCCCUCUGUGAAACACAAAGAAUUCCAUCUUUCUUGUAAGAAUAACUGUCUGAUAUAAAAGUAAUGCAGUGUAAAAAUCAAUAAAACAGCAUAGCAAGGUCCCAAAAAAUUUAUAUUGCAAACUAAAGAUGCCAUCAACAUGGGAUGAGAGUUCCUUUUGGCUCGCUGUAGGAGUCCGAUAAAGACAAUUUCAGUGAAAUAAGAAGUUAGCAGUAAAUAGUUUGUCAAAGUUUUGAUUUCAGGUGUUCAUAUGUACUAUAAAUACCCCCAAGGCAAACAUACGAGAGUUUGAAGGUUCAGAAAAUUGUGUUUGCAUAAACUGCUUAGAUGCUUUUGAGACUGGAGUUGUUUGAAGAUGUUUGGCAUUUUCUCUGGACUAGAUGUUAGCUUCAGCCUCCAAGUCCAACCUGGAUUUAUGCUAAAUCAAAAUCCUAUGAGAAAUAUCAACCACCAGUAAGAUGUUUACUGCUUAUAACCUUUUAGGAGAACCACACUUCAAUGGUUGAUUGCAAUCGUAUUGUUUCUAACUUUACACCAAAUAAUUUAAUAUAUUAUUAUUUCCCCAUAUCGACUGGAGGAUUUGCAAUUCUGACACUGUUUUAUGCGCUUCAUUAGAGCUGUAGCUGUAUGUUGAAACAAUGUAAAGUAAUAUGUGUGUUAAACAAUUUUACAACUCAAUCCUAUAUUCAGGUUUUUAUUCAACAAAGCAUAUGCGUGACACAAAUGAAACUUAUUUCGGAGUCCUGAUACGAUCAAAACGAAUGACCUUUGACCUUUUUUCUUGACUGAGGCUUUGUGGCAAAAAUUGUCUUCAGUCAAAACUGUUGGAGUCUGCAGGGACUCCCUCUCAAUAUUGUUUUCCAAUUUGUUCUGUAUUAUAACUUUAUUGUAAAGCUCAUAUUUUAAAAAAACCUAUCUUAAUGAAGAAACAACCCAGUUCUUGUGCCUUGCUUAUUGACCUCUUCCGAGAUCAAAGGUAUAUUUGAAAUCUAUGGUUUGUAUUAUAACUCUCACAUGCAGCAGCAUUUAUUUUAUUUAUUUGCCUUUUGUGCAGACAUCAGAAUGUUCCGUGUAAAUCAAAAAAGCGCUGUGACCCUGUGUUUUUUGUUUUUAUUUUUUGCCAGUCAGCUGUGUUAUUUUUGGUAUGACAUGAUAAGAAGCCUUACAAGAACACUGUCUUCAGAAAUGUUUGUGGCUUUUGUCAGAGCUACAGCAGAGUAACCAGUUAUAUAAACCCUGAAUGGAGAACGCAGUGGACAUGCUUAGUGCAGCUGGGAGACCGUCAGCUUUGGAUAAGGUUACAUAAAAAACAAAUCGUCAGGAAUCUGUUGGAAUAACAAGAUGCGAUAGUCGCAAUGUCUGGAGCCAGUCCAUCCAUGUGGACACAACAUAAGAAGGGGCCUUAAUUUCUGUACUGACCAGAUGGUACAUCUCCUGUAAAGGAGCAUUUGUUUGAAAAACAGGUGACCUUUGAUGCCUUUAAAACUCCCUGUGGGAUUCAGUGUAAAAAGACAGAAGCAAUCAUAGAGUAGUUGGGAGUUACAUGUCCUUGUUAGAUACUUUCAGGUGAUUAUCUCAUGAAGUGACUAAAGUAGGAGGUUAUUAUUCACAUUGCGUGUGCAUCUUUGCCCUCUAACUUUUCACAUGCACAAUAAAUGACUGUAUGUGUCUAUUUGUGAGCAUGUGAGUUUUGACUGCAGCUUUUUGCAGUGUAAGUCCAUGUGCAGCAAAAACAUCUACAGUUGGGCAAACCUGAGAAGUCAUAACAUCAAUAAAGUUUUUUCUGUAUGUCAAAACCUC